GCGACUGGACGCUAUUGCCUACAUUAUUUUUUUCAGAUAAAAUUUCGGUUGUAUUUGAAAUUUAUUCUUUUAAAUUAAAAGUGUUCGACAAGAAAAUUAAAAAUAUCGCGUAAAAAUGUCUGUGCGUUUUAUAUUUUUGGUGCUUUUGUUGAUAUUUAAUGCAACAAAUGAAAUCAGUGGUCAGUUUUCGUUUGAAUUCAUGCAAGCGCCAAUUACAGAUACAGUAAAAUUUAAUCAUCAAUAUGACUUUAUCAUCAUUGGCGCCGGAUCAGGUGGCUGUGUAAUGGCGAAUAGACUUAGUGAAAAUCAUAACUGGAAAGUAUUACUCUUGGAAGUGGGUGACGAAGAAUCAGACUUUUUAACUGACGUCCCACUAACAGCCGCGGUGACAGUGUUGACAAGACACAAUUGGGGCUAUCGAACAGAACGAACGAAGAAUGCAUGUUUACAUUUGAGUGGUGGCGUGUGCUAUUGGCCAAAGGGUCGAGCUUUGGGUGGGACAAGUGUUAUAAAUUACAUGGUAUUCAAUCGUGGUCAUGCCGAAGAUUAUAAUCGAUGGGCUCGAGCUGGAAAUGAUGGUUGGGGCUAUCGUGAUGUACUGCCAUAUUUCAAGAAAAUGGAACGCAUUGGCAUCGAAGAAUUUAAAACAUCAAAGUAUCGAGGACGCAAAGGAAAUGUUGACAUUCAACAUCCUGCGUAUCACAGUAAAUUAUUGGACGCUUUUCUGGAAGCCGGGAAAGAGUUUGGUUACGAAGAAAAUGAUCCAAAUGAUGAGAAAAUGUUGGGAUUUUCACAAGUUCAGGCAACAACUCGAAAUGGACGUCGCUGGAGUGCAGCCAAAGCAUAUUUGAGACCAAUUAAAAAACGAGCAAAUUUGUUUGUAUCGAUGCGCAGUUGGGUGACCCGUAUUUUAAUCGAUCCUAAAACAAAAGUUGCUUAUGGUGUUGAAUUCAUUAAAAAUCGACAAAUAUAUCGUGUGAAUGCUACUAAAGAAGUAAUUCUAUCGGCCGGAGCUAUAGCAUCGCCUCAAAUACUCAUGCUUUCGGGAGUUGGACCAGCAAAACAUUUACGCGAUCUUCAUAUACCAAUCAUUAAAAACUUAAAAGUUGGCUACAAUUUACAGGAUCACGUGGGUUUGUCCGGUUUGGCUUUUGAGGUCAAUGAACCAAUUACAAUCAGCGAAAACAGCGUUCAAAGCAUUAGUGCAAUUUUUAGCUAUUACAUUCUUGGAAGAGGUCCAUUUACGCUUCCCGGCGGCGCAGAGGGUCUUGCAUUUGUUAAAACACCAAAUUCUACAUUGGCAAAAAAUUACCCCGAUAUUGAAUUGGUACUAGGCGCUGGAGCUUUGAACGGUGAUAUGAGUGGUUCAAUGGCGAAUAUGUUGGGCAUUCCAAAAAAUUUCGUUAAAGAAGUGUACGCUGACAUAAUGGGAAAAAAUGCGUUUAGCUUAGUCCCAAUAAUAAUGCGUCCGAAAAGUCGUGGACGACUCCGCUUGAAAAGCAAGAAUCCAUUCCAAUGGCCAAAAAUGGAACCCAAUUAUUUGGAUCAUCCCGACGAUCUCAAUACUCUAGUUGAAGGAGCGAAAUUUGCGCAAAAAUUGGGCGAAUCUGCAAGUUUUCAACAAUACAACAGCCAAUUAAAUCGUCGACCAUAUUUGGGUUGUGAAAAAUACGAAUUUGGUUCAAAUGACUAUUGGAAAUGCUGCAUAACUGGAUACACUUCAAGUUUACAGCAUCAGGUUGGUACGUGUAAAAUGGGACCUUCAACCGAUGCAAAUGCCGUAGUCAAUCCUCAGUUACAAGUCUAUGGUAUCGAUCGUUUGCGUGUUGUUGAUGCCUCAAUUAUGCCAGACAUUCCAGCCGCGCACACCAAUGCGGUUGUAUUUAUGAUUGGCGAAAAAGCGGCUGAUAUGGUGAAAGAUACAUGGUCGUGAUUGAUAUUAUUCAAUCGAAGUGCUAACGCAUGGCUUAGAAUUAAUCAUUUGUAAAAAUAAUUUCGUUCAUUUUUACGAUCGAUCAUAGUGUUUUUUUU
Molecule: messenger RNA, 2031 nt
Organism: Contarinia nasturtii (swede midge)
Lineage: Eukaryota; Metazoa; Arthropoda; Insecta; Diptera; Cecidomyiidae
Product: glucose dehydrogenase [FAD, quinone]-like
Exons: 9
Coding region: 116-1933 (605 amino acids)
Molecular function (GO): flavin adenine dinucleotide binding; oxidoreductase activity, acting on CH-OH group of donors
Source: RefSeq, a predicted model, not a curated record